CUACUAACUGCAAAGAUUCUCUUCUUGCGUAGACUCUCGCUUUAUACUCGCUGCCGGGUCAAUCCAUAUAUUUUGGGCUCGAGCAUGCCUCUUCCAUCAGAAAUCAGGCCGUCGAUAAUCACACCCACGGUGAAGCCUGUACGCCCGUUGUCUACGAUUGCAAAAAUGGAACCUGUGUUAAAGUCGCCGAUCCCUGCUGGAAUAUUGAGCGUCAUUGAGAGGUCUAAGCAACUUGCUGCUUGGACUGCUGUCGAUCAGCAUAUCAAGCCGGAGCACCGGGUAAUUGGGGUUGGAUCAGGAUCUACUGUUCCAUAUGUUGUCGAGCGGAUCGUCAUGCAGGGAUACGAGGCGAACAAGGAUCGUGUUUUCAUUCCCACUGGUAGAUACAGAUGGACCCAGGCUUUUCAAUCCAAGGAAUUGAUCGUGUCCUCAGGUUUGGGCUUGGGAGAUGUUGAUCAAUACUCGACUAUCGACGUAACGAUAGAUGGGGCUGAUGAGGUGGAUCGUGAGCUCAACUGCAUCAAGGGUGGAGGAGCUUGCCAUUUACGAGAGAAGGUCUUGGCGGAGGCGGCGCUCACGUUCAUUCUUGUCGCGGAUUAUCGCAAGAACGUGGAUUAUCUUUGCACAAAUUUUAAACCUGGCGUCCCCAUUGAGGUAGUACCUUUUGCGUACGCGAAGGUUUUACGCAACCUGCACGAAAGCUUGCGGUCACCAAACGCGACCCUUAGGAUGGCUGUCGCCAAAGCGGGGCCUGUAGUAACAGAUAACGGUAACUUUGUCAUAGACGCGCCGUUUUCGAGAGAGGACAUGAUGGAUCCAUAUGCAAUCAUGGCCCGCAUCAAGAUGCUUACCGGGGUCGUUGAAGUGGGGUUAUUCUGCCAUAUGGCCAAGGCGGCAUACUUCGGUAACCAGGAUGGAAGUGUCACGGUGAAAUGGGACGGUGGCAAGAUUGAGCAGAUCCCUGCUGCUAGCCAGUAGUGAAGAAUUAGGCCUCAGUGUUGAUAGAGAGAACUUGUUCGAUCGCAGGGCUGGAGAAGGCUGAGAAGUACUAGAACUGAAUGUACAUGUACUUUAAAUAUUACGAGAACUUUGCAACAUCUCUGAUACGCAUCGGCAUUUAUUAGGUAGGCCUUGAUCAAGUCGUAAAAUAUCUUUUU
Messenger RNA from Desarmillaria tabescens, 1157 nucleotides. RefSeq names its product ribose 5-phosphate isomerase A-domain-containing protein. The coding region runs from base 85 to 978 and encodes 297 amino acids. Lineage: Eukaryota; Fungi; Basidiomycota; Agaricomycetes; Agaricales; Physalacriaceae. The transcript has 12 exons. The record is from RefSeq and is a predicted model, not a curated record. Gene Ontology annotation, cellular component: intracellular membrane-bounded organelle. Gene Ontology annotation, biological process: pentose-phosphate shunt, non-oxidative branch; D-ribose metabolic process. Gene Ontology annotation, molecular function: ribose-5-phosphate isomerase activity.